Molecule: messenger RNA, 405 nt
Organism: Fonsecaea multimorphosa CBS 102226
Lineage: Eukaryota; Fungi; Ascomycota; Eurotiomycetes; Chaetothyriales; Herpotrichiellaceae
Exons: 1
Coding region: 1-405 (134 amino acids)
Source: RefSeq, a predicted model, not a curated record
AUGGCGGCGGUCCAAUCUCAGUCGGAUCUUCUUCUUCUAGAGGCGGAUUUCUUACAAGCUCAAUCCCAAAUGGUCCAGUGUCUAAGCAACGAUAUUCAUUUCGCUGCCAAAGUUCUCGACUUCAAGGUCUACGACAUCGAUGGUCGAAUUGCCAAUUUGAGGAAGGCGGCCUGGGAAGCGAGGACGAAAUCCAGAUGUGACGGAGACACAGCGGUCGAUGGUCAGAACAAGGAUUAUGAACGCAGACUCAAGGGCGUCUGGAAGAACACGACCACAUUGGUUGAGACUGCGCAGCAAGUCAAGUCUGAGUUGAAGGCCUUGACGGAGGUUGUUUGCGGACGACAAGAGGUGAUUGAGACCAGCACUCCGAGGGAAGACUCCACAGAGAAAAACAUCAACAUCUGA